This is a messenger RNA of Anopheles coustani, 6756 nucleotides long. RefSeq names its product fatty acid synthase-like. Gene Ontology annotation, biological process: fatty acid biosynthetic process. The transcript has 5 exons. The coding region runs from base 1 to 6756 and encodes 2251 amino acids. Gene Ontology annotation, molecular function: fatty acid synthase activity; oxidoreductase activity; phosphopantetheine binding. The record is from RefSeq and is a predicted model, not a curated record. NCBI's taxonomy places the organism in Eukaryota, Metazoa, Arthropoda, Insecta, Diptera, Culicidae.
AUGAAGACCCAUAUGUUGCCUGUUGCUCCGAUUGAGUCUGAAAACUCGAUCGUCAUUUCGGGUAUAUCGGGUAAAUACCCGCGCUCGAACAGCGUGGAAGAGUUUGCGCAAAACCUGUAUGCAAAGGUUGAUCUCGUAGAUGAUGAGGAGGAUCGCUGGGACCAUAGCCACCCGGACAUACCGAAGCGACUGGGCAAGUUGAAAAACUUGGGAAAAUUCGAUGCGGACUACUUCGGUUGCACCCUCAAGGAGGCACAUACGAUGGAUCCGCAACAACGUCUCCUGCUGGAACACUGCCAUGAAGCGAUUCUAGAUGCCGGCUUGCAUUUGGAUGAUCUGCGCGGUUCCCGGACGGGCGUAUUUGUUGGUGUCGCAAUCUCCGAGACCGAGACCUACUGGACGUACAAGAAAGUUCGUUUUCCCUACAAAAAAGUCAUGCUCGGCUUUUCUAGAAGCAUGAUCGCCCUCAAGAUAGCUUACGCACUGGACCUGAAAGGACCUGUCCUCGCACUGGAUACGGCGUGCAGCAGCUCGAUGUACGCCCUCGAUCGAGCCUGUAAGUCGAUUCGGCAGGGUGAAUGUGAUGCUGCCCUCGUGGCCGGAACCAAUCUGACACUUCAUCCGUACAUCACACUGCAGUUUGCGCUGCUGGGAGUGUUGGCCGCUGAUGGAUUCUGUAGGCCGUUCGAUAAGAACGCCUCGGGGUACUCGCGCUCUGAGGCGAACGCGGUUAUUCUGCUCCAGAAGGCCAAGGACUCGAAGCGUAUCUAUGCGCACGUUGUCAACACGAAAACCAACUGCGACGGAUACAAGCUCGAGGGCAUUACGUUCCCUUCAAAUAAGAUCCAGAAGCAACUACUGGAUGAGCUGUAUUCGGAGGUGCCUUAUGACCCUAAGGACGUCAGCUACGUGGAGGCUCACAGCACUGGAACGGUCGUGGGUGAUCCGGAGGAAUGCGACGCAAUCGACAAGGUGUUCUGCACCGGAAGGACCGGACCACUGUUGGUUGGGUCGGUGAAAUCGAACAUUGGCCACUCGGAAGCAGCCGCUGGCAUUUGCUCCGUAACGAAGUGCGUCAUUGCGAUGCACAACUGGCUGAUUCCGCCGAACAUUAACUACACCGAACCCCGCACCGAUGUACCAUCGUUGCUGAACGGGAAUCUAAAGGUGGUGGACAAUCCAACUCCCCUCGGAGGGCCUCUGGUAGCGGUCAACUCGUUCGGUUUCGGUGGAGCAAACUGCCACGCUCUGCUACACGCUAGCACGAAACGGAAAGCGCCUAUCAACAUUCCCUCGGAUGACCUUCCUCGUUUGGUUGUGUGGAGUGGACGUACUGUAGACGCGGUUGACUACUUCUUGGAUGGUCUUGGCAGACAGAAAUUUAACACCGAGCUGUACGCCUUAACGCACAAUAUCCAACGGAAGGCACUGGCCAAAAUGACCGCCCGUGGCUACGCCAUCUUUGCAGCCGGUAACAAUGGCAGCACGGUGUCCCUACAGAAGAACGUAGCGAAGGCCAAAAAAUCGGUUCCCAAAUUUACGCUGGUUUUUGGCCAAAUGGAUUACGACUGGCAGGUGACGGUGCGUGCCUUUGAACAGUUUCCUCAGUUCAAAGCGACGUACGAGCAGUGCAAGCACCUGCUAAAGGCACCAGAGUACGCAGGCAUCUUUAGCACAGGCUUCCAGUCGAACACGUUGCAUCGUGCCGUUUGGACACUGGUAAUCCAAAUUUCCAUCUACAACGUACUGAAAGCUAUCGGCCUGAAAGUGGAUCAUUACGGUGGAUACUCGAUCGGUCAGAUUACCUGUGCCUACAUCGAUGGGGUGAUAACGCUUCCCGAUGCCAUACGCAUUGCGUUCACCCACGGCGCACUGCUCGUCUCAUACAACAAUCCGGAAACAUUCAACUAUCGGGAAAUCAUCAUGGAUAAAACGUUGAACACCAAACUGGCGACCGUUUUGCAGUCGUUUCCGAUGGCAAAACCCAGUGAACGGUGGAUCAACGCAACCUCUGUGCUGUCGUUCAGAAUCUACGACCCAAAGUGCUCGAAUCAGCUGUUCAACAGCAUCGAGAGUGAUGCGAUCGUACUGCAACCUCUGCCAUCGAUCCAAUCUACCGAUAAUAUUCUUAAAAGUUUCCUAGGAACUAUAGGCCGCGCUUUCAUCAACGGACAACACUGCAACCUACUACACCUAUACCCCACGGUGACUUUCCCCGUUUCACUAGAAACACCGAUGAUCUCUUCGUUGAUCCGCUGGGAUCACUCGCGCGAUUGGCAUGUUAGCAUCUUCCGCACGAACCGAAUGGUCCACCAAGGGAACAAUCUUCAUACCGUUUCACUUGCUGAGCAAGACUACAUAGCCGGCCACUGUAUCGACGGAAGGAUUUUGAUUCCGGCCACGCAAUACCUCGCCCUUGUCUGGGACUCUCUCGCCAGCAAGACUGGUAGCAUAAUAAACGAGGUGCCCGUGAAGUUCUUAGAGGUAGAAUUUCUACGCGCGACUACUUUAACCACCGGCCAGGCGGUGUCACUGAGCGUGAAAAUCCAAGAAGCAAGUGGGUACUUUGAGGUGAUUGAAGGUUCGGUAAUUGUUGUGAAAGGAUACAUCCAACCACUCGAGAAACAUGAGCCGAAGCCCAUCGAACGUAAGAAUACACAAGCAGUGAUUCUUUCUACGAAGGACUUUUACAAAGAACUUCGGCUUCGUGGAUACCAUUAUGGCGGUGUGUUCAAAUCCAUCAUCGAAUCAACAAGCGAUGGUUCCUAUGCUAAGAUCGAGUGGAAGGACAAUUGGACUGCACUGUUGGACUGCAUGUUGCAGGUGGCGAUCAUUUCUUUCGAUACUCGAUCGUUGAUGAUUCCCACUCGUAUCGAUUGCAUCAAAAUUAAUCCAUUGCAGCAGAAAACAUCACAGCAACAUACUGAUGAGGGAGUACCUUACUACAGCGUUUACUUUGACCGCGAUCUGAACUUACUCCAAUGUGGAGCUAUCGAGAUUCGAGGACUCAACGCAAGUACCAUCGCUCGUCGACUUCCGCCCGGUGUGCCUGUCCUGGAAAGCUAUCGUUUCCUGCCGUACUAUCCACAACAAGUACUACAACCGGCGGAUGUGGCAUCGAUCAUCGUACAAACGAUUCUCGAGAAUCAAGCUACGAUCUUUUUCAAUGUCACCGAAAUUCAUUCUCCAACAAGAGCUCCCAUCAUUUCGCUCUUUGGUGAUGCAAUCGGUGAUCUUCCGCUUGUGAAAGCACAUCUUACACUGAUCUCCAGUGAUAAGCCUGAGCCCAUACCAAACGUGAUCAUCUCCGAGGACAAACUCAUGAAACAACGUAACGUGUUGCUGCUCAUUUGUGAGAACCUAUUCACCGACGAUGAGUUUAUCUCCGAUGCCAUCAACUGUCUGUCUGAUCAAGGAUUUAUUCUCCUGCGGGAGUCACAAGACUAUACCCUCACAGAAGGCCAUCGUCGGCUCCAACUGGUAAGCACGUUCUCCGUUGAAGAUGAAAAGUUCCUUCUCUACCAGCAGAAGAAGUCUUCCUUGAGUUCAACCGUAGAUGCUCACGUCAUCAAGGUAUCCAGCAACGAUUCUACUCUUUCUUGGUUAUUGGAACUUAAAGAUGAAGUUAAAACCAAACCUAUCAUUCUGUACGCACAAAACGAUCCAACCUCAGGCAUUAUUGGAUUGGUCAACUGCAUCCGGAAGGAGCCCAACAUUCAAAACGUCACCUGUUUCUUCAUCGAUGAUUCGUCUGCACCGCCCUUCGACCCCACGCAUCCAUUCUACAAGGACCAAGUGGAGCUGGGACUUGCUAUCAAUGUGUAUCGUAAUGGCCAAUGGGGUAUCUAUCGCCACUUCAAGUUGCACGAACAACGGUAUAACGAAUCUGUGACGAAACACUGCUACGCGAAUUGUAUCAAGCCAGGAGAUCUUUCCUCUUUUACCUGGAUGGAAGGGCCACUAACCGAACGACCAUUGUCUGAUCUCAGAAUCAAAGUUGUCUAUAGCUCCUUGAACUUCCGAGACGUUAUGCUCGCUACCGGUCGUUUGACGAUAGAAACAUUCUGCACCAAUCGGCUAGCUCAAGAAUGUGUGCUUGGGUUGGAAUUCUCCGGUGUUACCGCCACCGGGAAACGAGUCAUGGGCAUUGUGCCUGCCGGUUCGAUGGCUACAGUCAUUGAAGCCGAUCCGCUCUUUCUUCUUGAUGUACCGGAUGAGUACUCCUUGGAGCAAGCGGCCUCCAUACCCACCGUAUAUGCCACCGUCUACGGUGCAUUUUUUGUCUGUGCAGACAUUCGAAAAGGCAAAUCCAUUCUCAUCCAUGCCGGAACAGGAGGUAUCGGCCUAGCGGCCAUUCGAGUGGCCCUAGCUUACGGUCUGGAAGUAUUUACAACAGUAAGCACUAAAGAGAAACGAGAGUUCCUGUUGAGCUAUUUCCCCGACCUGAAUUCGAACAACAUUGGAAACUCCAGAGACACCACCUUCGAGAGACUCGUCAAAGAACGUACAAACGGCCGAGGUGUUGACUUCGUACUCAACUCACUGUCCGAGGAGAAACUCCAGGCAUCCAUACGCUGCCUUGCCAAGGGUGGGCAUUUUCUGGAGAUAGGAAAAUACGACAUGAUGAAGGAUUCCAAGAUUGCAAUGUCUCUGUUCCAGAAAGGCCUAUCAUUCACGGCCGUCCUCUUGGAUCUUAUGUUCGUAGACCGUCGGGAUCUCAUGAAGGAAGUAUACAAAACGCUUACCGUCGAUAUGGCGAAAGGCAUCAUUAAACCGCUUCCUACGACCGUCUUCCAAGCGCACGAGAUCGAGCAAGCUUUCCGUUACUUAGCAACCGCUAAGCACAUUGGUAAAGUUGUGCUCAAGAUCCGAGACAACGAAGAUGAUGUCGCCUCGGUUCCUAUCUCGUACCUUCCGCGAGUCUACUGCAGUCCCGAGCAAAGCAUGGUCAUAGCUGGAGGUUUGGGUGGAUUCGGCCUCGAGCUAGCCGAUUGGCUGAUCAUUCGUGGUUGCCGGAAGGUGCUCCUCAGCUCUAGCAGAGGUAUCACAAAGCCUUAUCAACAAUACCGUAUCAACACGUGGAAGAGUUACGGAGUCCAGGUGCGCAUUUCUACGGAGGAUAUUUCCACCGAAAAUGGUUGCCGUCGACUGUUGCUACAAGCCAAUGAGAUGGGACCCGUGGCCGGAAUCUUCAAUCUGGCCGUCCAACUCAGAGACGCCAUCAUGGAAAACCAAUCGGUGGAUAAGUUCGCCGAAUGUCUCGCUCCAAAAGCCACCGCUACCCACCAUUUCGAUGUAAUAAGCCAGGAGCUUUGUCCCAUGCUGAAAUAUUUUGUCGUUUUCUCCAGCGUAUCAUGUGGCAGAGGCAAUGCCGGCCAAUCCAACUAUGGUAUGGCUAACUCCGUUAUGGAGCGUAUCAUAGAACGUCGAACUUCCGAAGGAUUACCGGGCAAGGCCAUUCAAUGGGGAGCCAUCGGAGAGGUUGGUAUCGUUGCGGACAUGCAGGAGGAUAAACUCGACAUGGAGAUCGGAGGUACGCUGCAACAAAGACUUACCUCCUGUAUCCAGGUGCUUGAUCAGUUGCUUACGACGGACGAUCCUAUCGUGUCCAGCAUGGUCGUGGCUGAAAAGCGCAGCUCCAGUGGCGGUGCUAAGAACAUUGUCGAAGCCGUCAUGAACAUCAUGAACAUUCGCGACAUGAAAUCCGUCUCCAUCGAGAGUACUCUCGCCGACAUCGGCAUGGAUUCCCUUAUGGCCGUCGAGAUUAGACAAGUGCUGGAGCGUGAUUUUGACAUUCUUUUAACCCCCCAAGAUCUUCGCACGCUCACUUUCUCCAAGCUGCAAAAGCUGGCCGACGCCAAGGCAGAAAACGAGGCGGCCGAAGUUGUCAACAAACAGCUCCAGCUGGAAGACUUGUUGGCCAGCUUCGGUGACGAAGCCGAUAGCCACCAUACCGUGCUGCGACUGCCUUCAAAGUCAGACGAUCUCCAGUAUGAGCGGGCCGUUCUUAUCAUCCCUGGCAUUGAGAGUGUUUGCAGUCCACCGUGGGUGAAGAUUGCUUCCGAUAUCAAUGCCCCAACUUUCAUGUUACAAUCCUUUGCCAACUCUGCCGAUGAACAAACGGUUCCUGGCAUCGUAGACUCCGUGUUUGAUGAAAUGUUCCAAACUGUCUUUGCGAAAUGCGAACAGUUUCUGGUCAUCGGAUACUCGUUCGGAUCCCUACUGGCCCUGGAUAUCGUAAAGCGCCUGGAAGCUCGGUCCCUGCGUGGAAAAUUGAUGCUUAUUGAUGGCUCUCCACUGUACCUGCAGCGUUUUGCCAGCAAUCACUUUUCCGUUGUUGAGGACGAGCAGCUGCAGAUCGCAGUCCUUACGCUUGUGCUCUCGUUUGUGCUGCCCACUACAACGCCAGAAAUGAUCGGAACGAUCAUGGAGCAAGGCACAUACGCCCAACGUAUUACGAAAACGAUGGAAAUCGCACGCGAUUCGAAUCCCUUCUCCGAGGAGUAUUCGCGCAAAAUGUUGCAAGUUCUGUUCAACAGAAUCAAAGCGGCAAUGAACGUGUCUGUCGAAGCGAAGACAAAGCUACACUCACCACUGAUCCUAGUGCGCUCGGGGAUGAUCUGCGACAUCGAGGAGGAUUAUGGAUUGAAAGAGUUUACCACGUCGUCGAUGAUCGUCAAAAUUAUCGACGGAACACAUCAGACGAUCCUAGCGAACCCCGAGUUGAUUGAGAUCAUCAACAAGGACACUCUUUAA